This is a messenger RNA of Encephalitozoon hellem ATCC 50504, 432 nucleotides long. RefSeq lists its product as uncharacterized. The transcript has a single exon. The coding region runs from base 1 to 432 and encodes 143 amino acids. NCBI's taxonomy places the organism in Eukaryota, Fungi, Microsporidia, Unikaryonidae. The record is from RefSeq and is a predicted model, not a curated record.
AUGGACAGGCUGUACAAGGAUGUCAGCGAGGAGUUUUUAUCGGGGCUCAGGAGGUACAUCAACGAUGAGAUUUCGUAUUCUGAGCUGAAAAGGCUUUCCACCAGAGAGGCUCUUGCAUUUGAUAGCCACAAAUGGGACGAAAUUAUCGAGAAGAAAUCUCUUGAGGCACUCGGGAUGAAGAGAAGGAUGUAUGACGAAAUCUUGCAGAUUGAAGAGCGUGUCAAGACGAUGGAGAAGCUGGAGAGAGGGGAGGAGUUUGAUGCCGACCUUGAGGGAUUGGUGUCACAUUCCGGAGUUGUAGGGAGGAACAGAUCGCAUCCUCCGGGAUAUGAAAACACCAGCCUGUAUCUUCCGCCGUUUCCUUCUUUACCCAUGGUAAGCUUUCUGAAUGACUCUGAGGGCGAAAGUUCUGCAGAAAGCCAGGGCCUGUAG